This is a messenger RNA of Suillus subaureus, 1401 nucleotides long. Its product is annotated as sugar transporter. Gene Ontology annotation, molecular function: transmembrane transporter activity. The record is from RefSeq and is a predicted model, not a curated record. Bases 1 to 1401 code for a protein of 466 amino acids. Gene Ontology annotation, biological process: transmembrane transport. Gene Ontology annotation, cellular component: membrane. The transcript has 11 exons. NCBI's taxonomy places the organism in Eukaryota, Fungi, Basidiomycota, Agaricomycetes, Boletales, Suillaceae.
AUGUCAAUUGGCCAAUAUUCAGAUUCUGCGUCGCUCCCUCCCUCCAAGGAGCAUGUGGAUCCCGGAGACACCGAUCCUGACGCGGAAUUUGGUGGCCUAGCGGCACGUAAACAACUGGAGCGCAAACUCGUGCGGAAACUUGACCUCCGCAUGUCGAUCCUGGUACUUAUCUACAUCCUCAAUUAUGUCGAUAGAAAUAAUGCUGGCAAAAGUGCCGCACGCUCCCGAGGGCUCGUUGCUGACCUUCAUCUCACUGAUCAGCAAUUUGCGACGUUGUUGUCCAUUCUCUAUGUCGGAUACAUUAUUAUGCAGAUCCCGUCUAAUAUGUUUCUUAACUUCACCGGCAAGCCGUCACUUUAUUUGUCUGCUUGUAUGGCCGUUUGGGGUGUGAUGUCGGCACUGACUGGAAUCACGACCAAUUUUACCGGAGCCGUCUUAACGCGUUUCUUUCUUGGCUUCGUAGAAGCAGCCUUUUUCCCUGGUGCCCUAUUUUUAAUUUCCAAGUGGUUCAGAACAGAGAUAGGUUUCAGAACUGCAAUUCUCUACUGCGGAAACAUCGUUAGCAAUGCCUUUGGGGCGCUCCUAGCAUCAGGCAUUCUUGGUGGCAUGAACAAUGUCCUCGGACACGCCGCAUGGAGGUGGCUUUUCUAUCUCGAAGGAUCUCUUACUGUCUUUGUCGCAAUCUGUGCCAUCUUUAUUUUACCAGACUUUCCAUCAACGACGAAGUGGCUGUCUGAUGAUGAGCGUCGACUUGCAUUGAGGCGUAUGGAGGAGGAUGCAGGUGUCGGUGACCAGAAAGAAACCGAGCAGGGUGGCCUCACUUACGGUCUUUACCUCGCUGUUACCGACUGGACAGUGUGGUGGUUCGUGAUGGCAAUGAAUGCAAUAGUGAUAUCAUUAUCCUUCAAUGCGUACUUCCCCACUCUUAGUGCGACACUUGGGUACAACCCAACAGUGUCACUGCUCCUUGUUGCCCCUCCGUUCGUCUUUGCGGUCAUUGUCGCAUUCUGUCUGUCCAGGCACUCUGAUUGCAAGCAAGAACGCUUCUACCAUAUUAUUGGUUCAUGGAUUGUCGGUAUUAUUGGGUUCAUUAUUGCAAUAAGCACCAUGAACACGGCAGCGCGAUACGUGUCCCUGUUCCUCAUGGCGCAAACACGUGCGGUAUGUGUGGCGAUCAUCAACGGAUUUUCGCAACUCGGGAAUGUUGCAGGGUCGUACAUUUGGCCUUCGAGUUGGGGCCCUACCUAUCGAUUCUCAUACGGUAUCUGCAUUGCGAGUGGCGGUACCGCGAUCAUAAUGGUCUGGGUUUUCAAACAGCAUCUUAUAUCAUUGAACAAAAAACUGGAGCGUGAAGAGCAGGAGAAGGGAAUCAAGGAAAAAGGAUUCCGAUACCUUCUGUGA